Molecule: messenger RNA, 1842 nt
Organism: Cladocopium goreaui
Lineage: Eukaryota; Dinophyceae; Suessiales; Symbiodiniaceae
Source: the annotation of a GenBank genome assembly
GACCACCAAAAAAUGCCGCCAACUUUGCUGCGUUGACUCCGCUGCAUUUCUUGGAGCGUGCAGCGGAAGUAUUUCCAGAGAGGCUUGCCAUCGUUCAUGGACCCCUGAGGAGAACUUGGUCCGAAGUCUAUGCGCGCAGUCGCCAGUUGUGCUCCGCCUUGAAGGCACGUGGCGUCGGCAGAGGUGACGUGGUGGCAGUACUGCUGAACAACUCACCAGAGAACAUCGAGGCACAUUUUGGAAUCCCAAUGUGUGGGGCUGUUUUGAACCCCUUGAACUAUCGUUUAGAUGCUCGCACCUUGACCUUCAUGCUUGGCCACGCUGAAGCGAAGAUUUUGAUUGUGGAUCGCGAGUACAGCAAGUUGGUGUCCGGCGUGUUGGACUCCUUCCCACCCGAGAAGCGACCCUCCGUCGUUGAUGUAGAUGAUCCCCUAUGCAAAGAAAACGGCCCUUUGAUCGGUGCUAUGAACUACGAGCAGCUGAUUGCCGAGGGCAGUCCGACCGCUCCGUGGGAGCCACCAGUCGAUGAAUGGGACACGCUGUCGCUCUGCUACACCAGUGGCACUACAGCAGACCCUAAAGGUGUGCUACUGCACCAUCGGGGUGCCUACCUGAAGAGCGUGCACCUCAUUGUGAAAUGGCCUCUGCACCGGCAUUGCGUCUACCUUUGGACGGUGCCUAUUUUCCACUUGAACGGCUGGUUCUUCCCCUACGCCGUGGCAGCUGUGGCCGGGGUCAACGUCUGCCUGCGCAAGGUGGUGGCCAAUGACAUCUUCGCGGCGGUGAAGGAGCACCGAGUGACCCACAUCUCUGGGGCUCCCAUUGUGAUGAGCACCAUGCUUCAAUACACGGGUCCAAAGACCUGGAACCAGGACCUGAAGUUCAUGACCUCUGCGGCUGCUCCCCCCGCGCCGGUGCUGGCCCGAAUGGCGGACUAUGGCAUCGAAGUCAGCCAUGUCUACGGCUUGACAGAGGCGUACGGAACAGGUGUGAUGUGCGAAUGGAAAGAUGAAUGGAACAGCAAGUCCUUGGAAGAGAAAGCGGCGCUGCUGGCGCGGCAAGGUGUUCGCUGUUUGGAGUUGGAGUAUUUGGAAGUGAUAGACCCAGAGACUCGCAAGCCAGUGCCGCGCGAUGGACAGACCAUUGGUGAGAUUGUGAUGAGUGGCAAUACCAUCAUGAAAGGAUAUUUCAAGAAUCCGGAAGCGACCGCAAAGGAGUUCAAAGGCGGUGUCUUCAACACUGGCGACUUGGGAGUGAGGUAUCCAGACGGCUACAUCCAGCUGAAAGACAGGUCCAAGGACAUCAUCAUUUCGGGUGGUGAGAACAUCUCCUCUUUGGAAGUGGAAAGUAUCAUGAUGAAGCAUGAUAAAAUUGCCGAGUGCGCCGUGGUCGCAAGGCCGGAUGAGAAGUGGGGCGAAACCCCUGUAGCCUGGAUCGUGUGCCGCAAUGGCAUGACCCUCAGCGAUGAGGAGAUGUACACCUGGUGCAAAGCACACAUGCCUGGCUAUAUGGUGCCGCGGACCUUUGUCUUCGAAAGCUUGGAUGGAGUGAAGACUCCCACGGGAAAGAUUCAGAAACAGGUACUGAGGCAGAAGGCGAAGGAACUGAAUAAGAAGGGUUUCUCCAUCGUCUCAGCGAAUGAUGCGGCCAAGUCCAAGCUAUAAGGCCCCUUGGAAACCACGGAUGCUGGUGUCGUUGUUUGUCAUUCUUGGGGUUCCAAUGGGUUCCACUAGUUGAACUUGAUGAAUCUUGAUAAGUGUUUUGUCAUGUUUCGGAUGAUAACUAGUAUGACACGUGUAUCAACAGCGUAGUCAGUGGAAGGUUUCGAGCAAGAUCAUCUUU